GCGCGCGCACGCACACACACACAAAGUCAGGUAUCUCCUCUCGGCGCGCGCGCGUCUCUCUGUGAUGCUCGCGUGCGUCGGACGCGCGGCUGAUCGCGGCUGAUUGUCAGUGUUUGGAAUAAGACGCUCUUCAUCCUCAUCCUCAUCCUCCCCAUCACGGCUGUUUCUGGCUGGAGUGACAGAAAGACAUAAAACCUUCCUCCGGAUCCUCAGCGCUCCUCUGAAGGCUUUUGGUCAGUGCUUUGUGAUUCUUCAGCGUUUGGAAUGUGACCAAGAGUUUUCAGAAAGGUGAGAUUCUGAGGGGUUUUAUUCUUUCAUUCCUCUGGCCGGAGACAGCUCAGAUGACGAGGGUUUCAUGAACGGUGAAGUCCGGCUCGGAGCGCGUUCUGAGUCUCGCUUCCAGAUCCAGAUGGAACCAGCGUGAACCUGCGGGUGGCAGCGAGCGUCUCUGGAGGGAAAAUGUUCCACUGAUUUCCGUUCCUGCAACCUCAAACUCCUGAGUCCUCAGGAUCUUCGCCAGGGCUUUCAGAGGUUGUGAGAGCGUUGCAGGAGCGUUGUGAGCUGGCACACUCCGGGGUGAGUCGUAACAUCAUGCCUGUGCCAAGCGUCCGUGUAGCGUUCCCCUCCGUCCGACACUGUCUCCUGCUGCUCACCGCCUGCGUCCUGCUCUCCAGCGCCGAGUCUCCUCCAAAGUUCUUGCAAACUCCGAACGAUCAGACGGGCAUCCAGGGCGGUGUGGCCUCCUUCAUCUGCCACGCUACAGGCGACCCGCGGCCCAAGAUCGUGUGGAACAAGAAGGGGAAGAGAGUGAGCAACCAGCGCUUUGAGGUCGUAGAUUUCGAUGACGGAUCGGGCUCAGUCCUGAGAAUCCAGCCGCUGAGGACUCCUCGAGAUGAAGCCAUUUACGAAUGCGUCGCCUCCAACAGUGUUGGGGAGACGAGCGCCACCACACGACUCACUGUUUUACGUGAGGAUCAGCUGCCCCCAGGUUUCCCCACCAUAGAUAUGGGCCCUCAGCUCAAGGUGGUGGAGCGUACUCGUACCGCCACCAUGCUUUGCGCUGCUAGCGGUAAUCCGGACCCGGACAUUUCCUGGUUCAAAGACUUCCUCCCGGUCAACACCAGUAACAACAACGGCCGCAUCAAACAGCUCCGAUCAGAGUCCUUUGGUGGUACGCCAAUAAGAGGAGCGCUGCAAAUCGAACAAAGCGAUGAAUCGGACCAAGGGAAGUACGAAUGUGUCGCGACCAACAACGAUGGCACGCGCUAUUCUGCACCUGCCAACCUGUAUGUCAGAGAGCUCCGAGAAGUGAGACGGGUUCCGCCCCGGUUCUCCAUUCCCCCGACGGACAAUGAGAUCAUGCCCGGUGGAAGCGUUAACAUCACCUGUGUGGCCGUUGGGUCGCCGAUGCCCUAUGUUAAAUGGAUGUUGGGGUCAGAGGAUUUGACCCCUGAAGAUGACAUGCCCAUUGGGCGAAAUGUGCUGGAACUCACCGAUGUCCGGCAGUCGGCCAACUACACGUGUGUCGCCAUGUCAACGCUGGGCGUUAUAGAGGCGGUCGCGCAGAUUACGGUCAAAGCUUUUUAUUAUUGCUCCAGCUUUACGAAGCCACCAGGUGUACCCCAAGUAACGGAACGCACAGCAACAAGCAUCACGCUCACAUGGGAUUCUGGGAAUCCCGAACCUGUUUCUUAUUACAUCAUCCAGCACAAGCCCAAAAACUCUGAGGACUCUUUCAAAGAGAUCGAUGGAGUUGCCACCACUCGAUACAGCGUGGGCGGGCUAAGCCCUUACUCUGACUAUCAGUUCAGAGUAGUCGCAGUGAAUAACAUCGGACGUGGGCCUCCAAGCGAUGCCAUCGAGGCCAAAACAGCAGAGCAGGCCCCGAGUACUGCUCCACGGCAAGUCCGAGGGCGUAUGCUAAGUGCCACGACCGCCAUCAUCCACUGGGAUGAACCUGAGGAGGCAAAUGGACAGAUUACUGGCUACAGGGUUUACUAUACCACCGAUCCCAGCCAGCAUGUCAACCAAUGGGAGAAACAGAUUGUAAGAACUUCCAACUUCCUCACCAUUCCGGGCCUGACGCCCAAUAAGACUUACUACAUUAAGGUCCUGGCCUUCACCUCUGUAGGAGAUGGACCGCUCUCAUCUGAUUUACAAAUCAUAGCCAAAACAGGAGUGCCCUCUCAACCAACGGACUUCAAAGGCGAAGCCAAAUCUGAGACGAGUAUCUUGCUGUCGUGGAACCCGCCGACUCAGACAGGCCAGGACAAUCAAAUCGUCGGAUACGAGCUGCUCUAUAAGAAAGGAGAUGACAAAGAGGAGAAACGAGUAAGCUUUGAGCCCACCACAACCUAUUUGCUGAAAGAUCUGAAGCCAUUCACUACCUACACGUUUCAGCUGGCCGCUCGCAGUAAACAUGGCAUCGGCGCAUACACCAAUGAGAUCUCAGCCGAAACACCUCAGACACCAGUGUUUGCAAAAAAUUUUCACGUGAGAGCUGCCAUGAAGACCUCGGUGCUGCUGACGUGGGAGACUGAGAACUACAACCCUGCACAGCCGUUUACGAUCCUGUGCGAUAACGGACAGAGCGUGGAGGUGGAUGGGAAACUGACACAGAAGCUCAUCACUAACCUUCAGCCGAGACAGUACUCCUUCCUGCUCACCAACCGUGGGAACAGCGCCGGAGGACUGCAGCACCGCGUCUCCACCAUGACAGCGCCUGACAUACUGCGCGUGACCAAACCCUACCUGAUCGGCAAGACCAACUCAGACGGCAUGGUCACGGUCGAGCUGCCCACUGUUCAGGACGGCUGAGAAAAAAUAAGGGGUUACUACAUCGUGGUGGUGCCGCUGAAGAAACAGAGGCGGAAGUUCAUCAAACCCUGGGACAGUCCGGACGAGAUGAAUCUGGAGGAGCUGCUGCGAGAAAUCAACCGAACGAGUCGCGCUCUUCGCUUCCGGAGGCAGAUGGAGCCCAAGCCGUUACAUACGCCAGCGUUUUUCCGCGAGCUGCCGACCGAGUUCACGCUGGGAGACGCCAAGAUGUACGGAGACGAGAACAAACAGCUGCUCAACGGACAGGAGUACGUCUUCUUCGUUCUGGCGGUGCUGGAGAUCUCCGACAACAUGCUGUACGCGGCGAGUCCGUACUCCGAUCCGGUGAUGUUUGCCGAUAUCGACCCGCAGCCCAUAAUCGAUGAAGAGGAGGGUCUGAUCUGGGUGGUGGGGCCCGUGCUAGCUGUCAUCUUCAUCAUCUGCAUCGUCAUCGCCAUCCUGCUGUACAAGAGGAAAAGGGCAGAGUCAGAGGCCAGGAAAGGCAGUCUGCCCAGCGGUAAAGAAAUGCCCUCCCAUCACCCCACAGACCCCGUGGAGUUACGCCGCCUGAACUUCCAGACUCCCGGGAUGGCCAGUCACCCUCCCAUUCCGGUCAUGGAGCUGGCCGAUCACAUCGAACGCCUGAAAGCAAAUGACAACUUGAAGUUUUCGCAGGAGUAUGAGUCGAUCGAUCCGGAGCAGUUCGCGUGGGAGCACUCCAACCUGGAGGUCAACAAACCAAAAGAACCGCCACGCUAACGUCAUCGCCGCCACGAUCACUCCAGAGUCCUGCUCUCGGCCAUCGAUGGUAUCCCAGGCAGCGACUACAUCAACUCAAACUACAUCGACGGCUACCGCAAGCAGAACGCUUACAUCGCCACGCAAGGAGCGCUGCCCGAGACCGGAGACUUCUGGAGGAUGAUCUGGGAGCAGCGGAGCGCCAACAUCGUCAUGAUGACCAAACUAGAGGAGAGAUCCAGGGUCAAGUGUGACCAGUACUGGCCCAACCGAGGGACGGAGACGUACGGCCUCAUCCAGGUCACUCUGCUGGACACGGUGGAGCUGGCCACGUGACGUGGCGUCCGACGUUUGCAGCACUACAAGGUAGAGGACGCGUGCGAUGCGUGGCGCGGCUGGAGGACGCGAGGACUGACGGUGUUGUGUUUCUCACAGAACGGCUCCAGCGAGAAGCGCGAGGUUCGGCAGUUCCAGUUCACGGCGUGGCCGGAUCACGGCGUCCCGGAGCAUCCCACGCCGUUCCUGGCCUUCCUGCGCAGGGUCAAGUCCUGCAACCCGCCGGACGCCGGGCCCAUGGUGGUGCACUGCAGGUGGGCUUCAUUAACAGCGUGCAGAAGAUGUGUGAUGUUCACGGGCUUUAUCUGUACAUGCUAGUGCUGUCAAAUGAUG
Molecule: messenger RNA, 4224 nt
Organism: Puntigrus tetrazona (Sumatra barb)
Lineage: Eukaryota; Metazoa; Chordata; Actinopteri; Cypriniformes; Cyprinidae
Product: receptor-type tyrosine-protein phosphatase S
Biological process (GO): protein dephosphorylation
Molecular function (GO): protein binding; protein tyrosine phosphatase activity
Source: RefSeq, a predicted model, not a curated record